Argentina anserina (silverweed cinquefoil) is the source of this 1514-nucleotide messenger RNA. Its product is annotated as F-box protein CPR1-like. The transcript has a single exon. Gene Ontology annotation, molecular function: protein binding. The record is from RefSeq and is a predicted model, not a curated record. The coding region runs from base 8 to 1183 and encodes 391 amino acids. NCBI's taxonomy places the organism in Eukaryota, Viridiplantae, Streptophyta, Magnoliopsida, Rosales, Rosaceae.
CUUGGCAAUGGUUCCGACGAUGAAGAAGAUUCAAACCCAAAAGUGGGUAAUGGAAGGCAACUACUUCCCUGAAGACAUCAUAGGCACAAUCCUGUCGAAGCUGCCCGUCAAAGACGUGAUCAGAUGCAGCGCCGUGUGCAGAUCGUGGUACUCCCUCGUCAGAAACCCUACCUUAAUUCAAACCCACCUCAAGAAUCAAAACACCGCCGGCGACCUCCACCUACUCGCCUCCCGCCAAUCAACCGACUUGUGUUGGAUUAACCCUGCAGGUUCAUUCGGUCAGUGUUUCAGACUCGAACAUCCAUUUUACAACAAGAGAAAUAUUAGUUGGGGCAAAGAUUUGCAAUCCGAAGUGGUCGGAACUUGUAACGGCGUCGUAUGCAUUGCUGUUUCCUCAUUCUACAUUGAUCCCUGCCCUCCUGUAAUUCUCUGGAAUCCAUCCAUUAGAAAAUUUGGGAUUCUGCCUAGUCCUAAUCGUGCCGUUUUCUACCGGUAUGAAAGCAUUAAGUUCUGCUAUGAUUCUCGUAUUGAUGAUUAUAAAGUUGUGAGAAUCGUCACGGAGCCCGGUUGCAAAAUUGAGGUUGAGGUUUGGUCCUUAACCAGAGGUACCUGGAAAAGUCUUAGUAAUGUUCCUGCUGAUUUCGCCCCUUUUGCAAGUGACAUGGCUUUUGUCAAUGGUGCCCAUCACUGGGUUCAACAUCACUGGACAAGGGAGGAGGAGAACCCCGUUGUUUCUGUGGUGGCAUUGGAUAUGGCUGAUGAAUCAUUUCGGAAUGUCAGGAUUCGACAAGGGUCUUGGAGAGACUUUCCACCCAUGAUUUCGAGGUACCAUGGUGACGGGGAUCAGCUCUGGCUUACCUUAUUUGAGAUUCAGGGGAACUCUUCUUUCGACUUGUGGGUGAUGAAAGAGUAUGGUGUGUUCGAUUCGUGGACAAAGUUGUUCAAUGUGCGUCUGCUAGGAUCUCCGGAUGAAGAACCUUGUAUUGAGCCAUUUGGUGUUACAAAGAGCGGUCAGGUGGUGGUCAAAAUGGGUCGAGACGGAGAGCUCAAUUCGAUGCAGGUUUAUGAUCCUGAGGACAAACAGUUUAGAGAUUUUGGAAAUCAUGGGUGCAGUUGCUACUUGAUGGAUUCUUUUGUGGAGAGUCUUGUCUUACUUGACCAAACCAAUGUUUACUCGUACUGAGGAGGAACUCAGAGAUAUCAACAACAAUAGUUUUUAUCAAUGUAGCUUGCUCUGCUCUCUCUUUGGACCAAAAUAUGUAUCAGCCGUUUGGUUUUAGUGUUUAACGAAGGGUCAUCAGGUUGCAGGUUUGAUUAGGGACAGUCUCAUAAUAAUGUAUUAGUGGGGUUUCAAUUUCAAAUAGUUUUGUAAUUUGCCUUCAUGUUUGAUCUUUGUUCAUCCUUGCUUGUUGCUUGGUCUUUUAGGAGUCCCUGCUUUUGUUGUAGUAACAGAUACUUGUCAUUUGGUAUUUACUUGCUACAUCCAAGUGAUCCAACAUUAACGGAUCAUUGCC